This is a messenger RNA of Lemur catta (Ring-tailed lemur), 5723 nucleotides long. It is a transcript of the gene SMURF1, whose product is annotated as SMAD specific E3 ubiquitin protein ligase 1. Gene Ontology annotation, molecular function: protein binding; ubiquitin protein ligase activity. The record is from RefSeq and is a predicted model, not a curated record. Gene Ontology annotation, biological process: negative regulation of BMP signaling pathway; ubiquitin-dependent protein catabolic process. The transcript has 18 exons. NCBI's taxonomy places the organism in Eukaryota, Metazoa, Chordata, Mammalia, Primates, Lemuridae. The coding region runs from base 339 to 2534 and encodes 731 amino acids.
GCGGCUCCAGGAGGCGGCGGCGGCGGCGGAAGCGGCGAGGGCGGCGGGCGUCCGGCUCUGAGGUGGAGGCGGCGGCGGCAGCAGCGGCGGCGGCGGCGGCUCGGGACUGGGCUCGGCUAGGAGGAGCGAGGGUCGGGGCGCCGCGGAGAGCGCCAAUCCCCCGGCUCGACCCUCCGCCCGCCGCCCGGACGCCUGGGCCGCGGAGUUUGUGUCCCGGCUCGGACCCCGGCGCCCAGCCCGGAGCCGUAACCUUGAGGCGGCGGCGGCGGCGGGGCCGGGCCGGGCCGGGCCGGGGGGCGGCGGCGCUGGAUCCGCGGCUGCACGAUCGCUGGCGGGAGAUGUCGAACCCCGGGACUCGCAGGAACGGCUCCAGCAUCAAGAUCCGUCUGACAGUAUUAUGUGCCAAGAACCUCGCAAAGAAAGACUUCUUCAGACUCCCUGACCCCUUUGCAAAGAUUGUUGUGGACGGGUCUGGGCAGUGCCACUCAACUGACACUGUGAAAAACACAUUGGACCCAAAGUGGAACCAGCACUAUGAUCUAUAUGUUGGGAAAACUGAUUCUAUAACCAUCAGUGUGUGGAACCACAAGAAAAUUCACAAGAAACAGGGAGCUGGCUUCCUAGGCUGCGUGCGGCUGCUCUCCAACGCCAUCAGCAGAUUAAAAGAUACCGGAUACCAGCGUUUGGAUCUAUGCAAACUAAAUCCCUCAGAUACUGAUGCAGUUCGUGGCCAAAUAGUGGUCAGUUUACAGACGAGAGACAGGAUAGGCAGCGGGGGCCCGGUGGUGGACUGCAGAGGACUCUUAGACAAUGAAGGAACCGUGUAUGAAGACUCGGGGCCUGGGAGGCCGCUCAGCUGCUUCAUGGAGGAGCCAGCCCCUUACACAGACAGUACCGGUGCUGCCGCUGGAGGAGGGAACUGCAGGUUCGCGGAGUCCCCAAGUCAAGAUCAAAGACUUCAGGCGCAGCGACUUCGAAAUCCUGAAGUGCGAGGUUCACUGCAGACACCUCAGAACCGACCACACGGCCACCAGUCACCGGAGCUGCCUGAAGGCUAUGAACAAAGAACCACAGUACAGGGGCAAGUUUACUUUUUGCACACACAGACUGGAGUCAGCACGUGGCACGACCCCAGGAUACCCAGAGACCUUAACAGUGUGAAUUGUGAUGAACUCGGACCACUGCCACCAGGCUGGGAAGUCAGAAGCACAGUUUCUGGGAGAAUAUAUUUUGUAGAUCAUAAUAACCGAACUACCCAGUUUACAGACCCAAGGUUACACCACAUCAUGAAUCACCAGUGCCAACUCAAGGAGCCCAGCCAGCCGCUGCCCCUGCCCAGCGAGGGCUCUCUGGAAGACGAGGAGCUUCCUGCCCAGAGAUAUGAACGAGAUUUAGUCCAGAAGUUAAAGGUCCUCAGACAUGAACUGUCACUUCAGCAGCCCCAAGCUGGGCAUUGCCGCAUCGAAGUAUCCAGAGAAGAAAUCUUUGAGGAGUCUUAUCGUCAGAUAAUGAAGAUGCGACCAAAAGACUUGAAAAAACGACUAAUGGUGAAAUUCCGAGGAGAAGAAGGUUUGGAUUAUGGUGGCGUGGCCAGGGAGUGGCUUUAUUUGCUGUGCCAUGAGAUGUUGAAUCCGUAUUAUGGACUCUUCCAGUAUUCUACGGACAAUAUUUACAUGUUGCAGAUCAAUCCAGAUUCUUCAAUCAACCCGGACCACUUGUCUUACUUCCACUUCGUGGGUCGGAUCAUGGGCCUGGCUGUGUUCCACGGUCACUACAUCAACGGGGGCUUCACGGUGCCCUUCUAUAAGCAGCUGCUUGGGAAGCCCAUCCAGCUCUCGGAUUUGGAAUCGGUGGACCCGGAGCUACAUAAGAGCUUAGUGUGGAUUCUAGAGAACGACAUCACCCCUGUGCUGGACCACACAUUCUGCGUGGAGCACAACGCUUUCGGGCGCAUCCUUCAGCACGAACUGAAGCCCAAUGGUCGAAACGUGCCCGUCACAGAGGAGAACAAGAAAGAAUAUGUCCGGUUGUAUGUGAAUUGGAGGUUUAUGAGAGGCAUUGAAGCCCAGUUCUUAGCCCUUCAGAAAGGGUUCAACGAACUCAUUCCUCAGCACCUACUGAAGCCUUUCGACCAGAAGGAACUAGAGUUGAUCAUAGGUGGCCUGGAUAAAAUCGACCUGAAUGACUGGAAGUCGAACACGCGGCUGAAGCACUGUGUGGCUGACAGCAACAUCGUCAGGUGGUUCUGGCAAGCAGUGGAGACGUUCGAUGAAGAAAGGAGGGCCCGGCUCCUGCAGUUUGUGACUGGAUCCACAAGAGUCCCUCUCCAAGGCUUCAAGGCUUUGCAAGGCUCUACAGGCGCGGCAGGGCCCCGGCUGUUCACCAUCCACCUCAUAGACGCGAACACAGACAACCUCCCGAAGGCCCACACCUGCUUUAACCGGAUCGACAUCCCACCUUAUGAAUCCUAUGAGAAGCUCUACGAGAAGCUGCUGACAGCCGUGGAGGAGACCUGUGGGUUUGCUGUGGAGUGAAGAGCAACCAAAGGCAACAGAGUCUAGCUCAUGACCACCAGACCAAAAGCAUACAGCUUCUGCGCGCCUCCCGCAAAGCUGGCUGAGGCCCUGGAAUUCCGGAUCACCCGAGGGAAAAGGGUGUCUCCCUCCUCUUUGUUGGGGGAGGGGGACAGGAGACUGUCGUUGGUGGCUCACCCAUAUAUCCCUCCUUUAUUAUAGUACUCCCAACCCCCUUCCAUCACCCAUCCAAUAAAAUGCAGCCAGGUUUAGCCUUUGGCCUCGGUCACACAGGAUAUUCUGCGGUGGUCGCAGCCCACGCGGUGAUAAGGCUCACGGCCCUGUGCGCUUUACAGGAGGGGCCUGAGCUGGGCGUCCUGAGGGUUUGGGACUGGUAGCGAUGCCCGUUAUUCCAUCUCAAACAGCCUUGAGGCCCCUUUCCAUAUUGAGUAGCUGCUGGAAAUCUUACCAGAGCUCAGAUUCCAAAUUUCAUGUCCUCAAAGCCUGUUCUGGGCAGCAGAUUAAUUUCUAACUGAACAAUAACUGUAUAAUAUAUGCUUAUUGGAAUUCUGCCACAGCAGGAAACUUGAGUCAAAACGUGUUUCCCCUUUGAAAGGUGAAGGAAUUGGAGCAGCUUUCACUGGAGGCCCAGGGUAUGUUUUUUUUUUUUUUUCAGGGUAUCCUGGCUGAAAAUUUUGUUUUGCACAAAGAAAAAUGAUCUUUCCUUUUAAGGGUCCCUUUUGCUGCAUUAUCUGACAUUUUUCCAGAGAAAACACCACUUAACAGAGCUUGUAAAAGAACAGACCCAAACAAGCCCCAGAGCCAACCAGUCAGUCCAAAAGCUGUGACUCCUGUGCCACCGUUGUACGUAGAGGAACAUUGUCUGUGUCACUUAAAAAUAUUAACAAACUAUGAUGUGGUAAUUGCUGAGAGCUAAACUAACAAAACAAAAUCCUGGUAUCAUAGCUGCUGCCUUGGUGUGAACUAGCUUAAAGGCAAGGGGGAAAGGGUGACCUCGAUGACAUAAAUCCACCCAAAGAGUUCUUGUUUUAUAAAAAGGGCGUGGAUGCAAACCUGUGGCCACACAGGGGACAACUCCCCACUGACUCAUUUGGCCCUUUCCCCAGGGCAGACGGUGACACUAACAACUGCUAUUUGAUUCACUUGCCCAAAUGUCUUUGUAUGACAAGCAAGGCCAAAACAAGCCUAGACUCGAAGUUUCUAACACCAUUUCCAAUUUGCACAAAAGUGCAAACAGUAUUUUAUCUUAAACAAAGUGGCUUGAUUUCAGAUAGCUAAAUUUCAGCGAAAAACAGCAGCAGCAACAAAUUUUCCUGUAUGGUUUCUUUGUUGUUUUGUUCGGGGGUGGGGGCGAGUACAGGGUAAUCCUCUAGCAAGACACUUCACUGCUGUCGCAGCCUCGCAGUUAAGCACUGGGCUCCCGCUGUGGGUCUGAGGUGGCCUGGCGGACCUUGUGGACGACUCUUGUAUCUGUUCUUUUCUGUUACUGUUACCUGUAGACCACGGUGGCGGCUUUGAGGGGACACUUGCCCUCCUGCAUCCUGCUGUGGCUCCUUCCCUGCCCCAGAAGUGGUUUGUGGCCGAUGAGCGCGGUAGGCCAGAGACUCUGCCCCGAGCGAGAGGUCUGGCCCGUUUGCUGUGCCGCGGGCGAGCCGCACCUCGGGCUGCCGAGCAGGACUGGCUGCAGGAGGAAACUUUAAUCCAUUCAAACAGUCCCGGCCAAACUGUGGGCUCGGUCCCUUCCACAAACUCCACCUCGCCACGGGCCUAGCCUGUGUGUCACUCACAACGACACUUUCUGAGGGUGUUCUAGAAACUGGUUCCCCAGUAAGUCUAUCCAGUCUUCCCUUAACCUUCCUCUUGAAGGUGAGGAAACGAAAAUCCCAGACCUCCCCCCGAGAGUCUGCGCCCCAACGUGAGCCUGAACCGGGGGCGGCAGGAAAGAGCGCGACACCCGGAUCUGCAGGGAUUAGGAAGGAAACCAGGGUCUCGUGGCUUGAACGACUUGGAAGCAGGAAUGUUGCAUUUGAUGCCUUUAAAACUACCUUCUUGCUGUUGGGAGGGGCAGGGGGCGAGCCUUAGACGCCACAUCCACCAGCCCCAGGGGCGGCGCUGCCUCUCGGGGGGCAGGUGUCGCUUCCUCCGGGAGGGGCCUCCUCUCCGGCCGGCAGACGCGGGGGUCCCGGCCCGCACGGCCCGUCUCCGCCGUUCCGCUUGCGCGCGGGUCUGCCGCCCCCUUCUCGGCACCGCCACAGCUGGGUGAGCGUCACAGACCUUUCCAGAGCUCCAGGUCACCCUUCCCACACGGGCCGCUCUGGCGGUGGCAUUGCCCUUCCGGAACCUUAAAUACCCGUCACGGUUUGGUCUUCUUAAACCACCCCAAGGAACACAAGGCGGCCAGCCACCGGCCGGAGCUCCCGCCUGCUCCACUUGGGGGCUGCGUGCAGCCCACUCAUGCGCGAUCUCGUUCGUCGCCCCUCUCAGUGGUCCCAGACGACCCACCCACUCCCCCGGCCCCUCGGCCUAGAUGCUUCAGGGGCGCGACUUUGAAGGCUUGUCCUCACCAGCGGUCAUCAGCCGACACUCAGGGACGUAGCAAACCACCCCUCUGCCAGUGCUUCCGUAGGAAAGGCCAGGGCUGCCUGGGGUGCGCAGGGUGACAGGGAACAGCUCUCCUGAGUUCUGAAGGAGGAUCUGCCACCAGAUGGAGUUCUGAGCCCUCAGCUUGUUCAGCCGUGUGGUCCAAAUUCAGGCUAGGCGGUCAGCAGACCGGACACGCCAGGAACGGCCUUCUGCAGAGAGGACGCCGGCCCCAUCCCACCUGCAGCCAGGUGUGUGCCGCACGGCAGCCUUCCCGAAACGUAGUAGGAAUUUUUACAAUUUGUUUAUUUUUGUUUCUCAACCACUUUAUAAUGUAUUUUUUAAUUUAUUUUGUAAUGUCUUGUUUUUAAGUAUUGCUGCUAUCCUUGUUAUUCUUCCCACUGUUUUUAUUGCUGAUUUAUUUUGUGAAAGUUGUACACUAAUGUUCUGUUUUAUGUCAAAAUCAAAAGUAUUUAAAGAAAUACUAGUUCUAUUUAACGUGGUUAUGGAACCAGCUGGAAACACAAAACAAACAGUGAUUGUACAGCAGGCUGGACCCGGGAGGUCAGGUUCAUUUUGUUACAUAUGCAAUAAACUCACGACUUUACA